Messenger RNA from Daldinia childiae, 1617 nucleotides. RefSeq lists its product as uncharacterized. Lineage: Eukaryota; Fungi; Ascomycota; Sordariomycetes; Xylariales; Hypoxylaceae. The coding region runs from base 1 to 1617 and encodes 538 amino acids. The transcript has a single exon. The record is from RefSeq and is a predicted model, not a curated record. Gene Ontology annotation, molecular function: oxidoreductase activity, acting on paired donors, with incorporation or reduction of molecular oxygen; iron ion binding; heme binding.
AUGUCCAAAGUCACCAUGACUCCGGUCCUGGCGACGACGGCAGCCGCCUCGUUUUUAUACGCGCGCUAUGCUGAACUGCCAAUUGCCUCCACGAUCGCAACCUCGCUGGCUGUUGUGCUUCCUUUAUACAUUGUCGUCUGGCUUAGCUGGAUAUUCCCCUUCUAUGUGUCCGAACUGAGACAUGUACCGACAGUGCCGGGCUUCCCUCUCUGGGGUCAGUUCUUCGACAUCAUCACGCAAGAAUGCGGUGUGCCUCAGCGGAACUGGCAUCAGCAGCACGGUUCUAUCGUCAGAUAUUUCUUCCCUUUCGGUGCGGAACGUCUUUCUGUUGCCGACGAUGAGGCCCUCAAGCAGAUGACAGUCAAGAACCCUUACAACUACCCUAAGCCUAUCCGCGCUAAGCUUUGGAUGGUUCGCAUCCUAGGUGAGGGCGUUCUACUCGCCGAGGGCCAGGAGCACGUUCACCAACGCAAGUCCCUCGCUCCGGGCUUUUCGAUCCAGUCUAUUCGUGCACUCGCCCCGGUAUUCUGGGAAAAGUCGCUUCUACUAGCCAAGUGCUGGCGCGAGGAAAUGGCUGCUGAGGGUGUCACAACUAAGUCAUUCGAGGUGCUGGAGUGGCUCAACAGAACUACACUGGAUAUCAUUGGCAGCGCUGGCUUUGGAUACGAAAUUGACUCUCUACGCAACCCCGAGACGCCUAUUCGCGAGGCCUAUCGUCUGGUCUUCGCUUUUGAUAUCGGAUCUCGAAUCAUGCACGGAAUUCAAGCCUUCAUCCCUGCCUCUAAGUACAUCCCUUCCAAGAUGAACCAGGAUAUGCAAACUUCUCGAAGCAUUAUUCUAGACAAAGCUACUGAGAUUAUUACCGAGAAGCAAGCGCAAGCAGAGAACAAUACCGGUGGCAAGGAUAUAAUUGCUCUUAUCGCCCGUGACAACAAGAAGAUGAAGUCCAUGGGAGAAGCUGGUCUUUCCUUUGAAACUAUGCGCGACCAGAUCAUGACUUUCUUGGGUGCUGGCCACGACACUACCGCAACUGGUGUAGCAUGGACUAUUCACUUGCUAUCCACCCACCCCGAGAUACAGUCCCGCCUUCGCGAAGAGAUCAAAGACUUCAUGCCCUUCCUCUUCAACAAAGAAUCCCGUUUUGACCCUGAAACAAUUGUCAAUGCCGACCCCGACCAGCUCCCUUUCCUCGAUAACGUCUGCCGUGAAUCAUUGCGUUACAUCCCGCCUAUCCCUAUGACAGUGCGACAAUCCCUUGCAGACGACCAGCUUGGCCCUUACAAGGUUCCUGCUGGCAGCGUCAUUUACGUCCUUGCAAAUGCCAUCAACCGAUUACCAAUGUAUUGGGGUCCUAACGCGGAUGAAUUUGACCCUGACCGGUGGGAUGACUUACCCAAGACAUUUACUGCCAACGCUUUUAUGACUUUCCUUCAAGGCCCGCGCGGUUGCAUCGGCCGCAAGUUCGCCGAAAUUGAAAUGAAGAUUCUGCUAUGCUGCUUGCUCAGCAUGUACGAAUUCAAGCGUGACUUUGACACGCCGGAUCCUGAAGAAUGGAAGAUGUGGCGACUAGUACUACGACCGAAGGAGGGCGUUACUGUCAAGGUUACCGCCAUCUAG